Messenger RNA from Penicillium malachiteum, 1152 nucleotides. RefSeq lists its product as uncharacterized. The transcript has 3 exons. Bases 1 to 1152 code for a protein of 383 amino acids. Gene Ontology annotation, cellular component: mitochondrial inner membrane; mitochondrion. The record is from RefSeq and is a predicted model, not a curated record. Gene Ontology annotation, biological process: protein insertion into mitochondrial inner membrane from matrix. Lineage: Eukaryota; Fungi; Ascomycota; Eurotiomycetes; Eurotiales; Aspergillaceae.
AUGGCAUUAUCACAUUUGCCCACGAGCAGACUUGCUCGCAGUGCAAAAUGCACCUUCCUUUCUACCUCAAAGUUUACGGAAAUACACCAAUCCCGGUUCUUCUCUCAAUCCUCGCAGCAAUGUGCAUACAAAAACAUGAACUUCUCGGCCAAGAACCCUACAGGGCCCUCGAUAACAGCUCGCAAGAGAGACACAAACGCUAGCAUGAUGCCAACCGAUGUCGGGAUACUACCAGGAACAUUUGUACGGCCUCUAUGGAGGAAUCUACCAUCGGUUUUCCAGAACCCGCGGGAUCGGUGGCAAAUAGAGUGGGCUUGGAUUCGAUCUUCGAUCCAAAACUUGAUGAGCCUCGUUAUGUACUGCAAGAAGGGCAAUGACCUCCCCUUGUUGUUGAAAGAUCGACGCAAAAUAGCCCGUCUUCUGUACGAUGAUAUGUAUACUGCUUUUGCACAAGGCGAUUCCUCGGGCAUUCGUCGCCUGUGCUGUGAGGGUCUCUCCAAAGAUCUCGUUAACCAAAUCGAGAGCCGCCCUAAGAAUCAAAAGGUUUCCUGGAAGCUCGUCAAAUGGCUUCGAGGACCGAGUACCUACUUCACCGGCAUUCGUGUUAUGUCAGACCGUGGAACGCAGAUACAUGAGUUCCCCAAUUCUGGUAUUCGACAGAUCGUCUUGCGUAUGACAUCUUUGCAAGCCAUGAGCAAGAACACGCCUUUAGCUCCCGAUGCUCCUGCUAAAGAGCAGAAUUGUGAAGAGUACAUUGUCAUCCAAGAGCUUCGCUGGAAUGGCAGCAGCACUGGAUGGCGAGUCUGGGGUUACACUAAGCCCACCGAUCUCAAUUCUCUGCACAGUGACCCGACAUUUGCACCGGGUCUCUCUCCUCUAGAGCGAAUAGAUGCCAUGAAGAGAUACAUGGGGGGGUGGCGAUUAGUGAUAACCCAAUCGACCCAACUAAAACAUCCAAGCCUUCCCGGUUUUACCCGCUGCAAGAAGUUAUACCGUCUAUUGCGACUGUACUGCCAAAGGAAAAGCAACCAAACUGUACUCACACUGCCCACAGGUCCCGUUGUAUAUCGACUGGUCUGUGUUCUUUCUCUUGCUCUUGAUCUCAAUCUCCUUUCGAUCUUUUUUUCUGACAGGUUCUGCAAGCGAGUCUGA